Molecule: messenger RNA, 1996 nt
Organism: Elaeis guineensis (African oil palm)
Lineage: Eukaryota; Viridiplantae; Streptophyta; Magnoliopsida; Arecales; Arecaceae
Source: RefSeq, a predicted model, not a curated record
UCACGGUUCUGCCCUCGAUGCGCCUCGCUCUUCCGCGAAGCAUCCCGAAGUCCCUCGCUUUCAGCUCUUCGAAGGAAACGCUUAAACCCCUCGACUGCUUCCUCGGAGAGCAACGCACAGCCCAUACCAGCAAUGGCGGCCGAUGCUUCAGCAGCCCUAUCAGUAAGGCAGACAGUUAAGAAGUUUCUCGAUGCUGCUCGGACGGGGAACCUCGAUCUCUUCAAGAAGCUGGCAAUGCAGCUAGAUGAUGGGAAGGGGUUGGCGAAGACGGUUGCCGACGUGAAAGAUGCGAACAAGAGGACGGCGCUUCACUUUGCGGCGAGGGAGGGGAGGACAGAUGUUUGCAAGUACUUGCUCGAGGAGUUGAAGCUUGAUGUCAAUAUGAGGGAUGAUGAUGGAGAGACUCCUCUUAUUCAUGCUUCUCGACAAGGGCACUUUCUCACUGCAAAGUAUCUUCUUGAGCAAGGGGCAGAUCUUUCUGCUUCCAGUGAAUUAGGUGCCACUGCUCUGCACCAUGCCGCCGGAAUAGGAAACAUUGAGCUGUUGAGACUUCUACUCUCCAAAGGGGUUGAUGUGGAAUCACAAAGUGAUGCUGGCACUCCCCUAAUAUGGGCUGCUGGUCAUGGACAACAAGAUGCUGUCAAAGUUCUGUUAGGACACCAUGCAAAUGGAUCUAGCAGUGUGCAUGGUAGCUAUAUUGCUGCAUGGAGAUGGAAUGACUUCAGCAACAUCAAUUCAGAUCACAGCAUCUCACGUGUACUUCCGAAUGCUGAAACAGAUGAUAAUAUUACUCCAUUAUUGUCAGCUGUUGCAGCUGGAUCACUUCCAUGUCUGGAAUUACUAAUUCAGGCAGGUGCUAGUCCUAAUAUUAGUGCAGGUGGAGCAACUCCAUUGCAUGUUGCUGCUGAUAAUGGGAGCAGAGAAGUUAUUGAUUGCCUAUUAAAAGCUGGAGGAGAUCCAAAUAUUUGUGAUGAUGAUGGUCUAAAGCCUAUACAAGUUGCUGCUUUGAGAGGUAACCGUGGAGCUGUAGAGAUUCUUUUUCCAUUGACAUCUCCUGUUCCCAAUAUUUCAAACUGGAGCGUUGAUGGAAUUAUUGAAUAUAUGCAAUCUGAGGCAAAGGAGGAACAGGAAAAUAUGGAGGAAGCUAAAUUGCCAAAAGAUGCCAAUGUACAAAAACCGGAGACUGUUGAGCUUGUGCAGGUGACACCUGAAGCGAAAAAGAAAUCUCUGGAAGCUAAAGCAAGAGGCGAAGAUGCCUUUAAAAGAAAAGACUAUCAAAUGGCAGUAGAUGCUUAUACACAGGCUAUUGAUCUGGAUCCCAAUGAAGCUACUUUGCUCUCAAAUAGAAGCCUUUGCUGGAUACGUCUUGGACAAGGUGAGUGUGCCUUGGCUGAUGCCAAGGCUUGCAGAACUCGGAGACCAGACUGGCCCAAGGCUUGCUAUAGAGAGGGUGCAGCACUGCGUUUAUUACAACGGUUUGAUGAGGCAGCAAAUGCCUUCUAUGAAGGUGUGAAGCUUGAUCCUGAAAACAAGGAGCUUGUAAAUGCUUUCAGGGAAGCUGUGGAAGCUGGAAGGAAAUUUCAUGGCACAGACAAGCAAGAACAAUGAGACAUUUUUUAACCGGGAGGACCUGCCAGGAUUGUGAAGGCUUCCUGUAUUUUUCUUCUGAUGCACACUUUUUUUUUGAAAUUUCUUUUACCGAUCUGCCCUUUUUUUUUUCUGAUGUCCUUAUAGGUGUUCCUUUUUCGGGUGGAAUAUAGGCAUAUUUAAAGGAGUAUGCAUGGAACGUGUGAAAAGCCUGUGUGAUUUAUAAAUCUUUUAGGAAGUAGUGAAUGCAUCCAUCUUUAGUCAGGUUUCCUCUUCCCACCCCUCUCUUUGGUUUUGGACGGUUGUUUUGGGGCGAUUGGGUGGAUGUGGUGAUGUUUCUUGAGGUAUGGAUGGGACUUGAUGAUAUAAUUUUGGAAAAUGCUUGCCCCUUAUUUUGUUUGAUAUGUUU